Molecule: messenger RNA, 11349 nt
Organism: Balaenoptera ricei (Rice's whale)
Lineage: Eukaryota; Metazoa; Chordata; Mammalia; Artiodactyla; Balaenopteridae
Gene: TULP4
Product: TUB like protein 4
Exons: 15
Coding region: 2062-6708 (1548 amino acids)
Molecular function (GO): protein binding
Source: RefSeq, a predicted model, not a curated record
GGCGGCGGCGGCGGCGGUGGCGGCGCGGGGCUGCUGGAGGCGGAGGCAGGGAGGCGCGGAGGAGCGCGGGGCCGCCGCCACCGGCGCCCGGAGAUUUGUAAGACUCCAGGGCCUUCAAGCUGUGAUUAAUCCCAUGGUUCCUGAAACGACUGGGAAAACAGACAUUUUGUGUGCCAGUUGAAGAGUGUAUGUCUAUGUAUAUUUAAAACCUUCUUUCUGUACAUACACAUUUAGGCAGACUCAUUCUUGUGUGCACUUGAAGAGUUUUACAACUGAUGAAAAUUAAUUUAAGAAUCAGAUGGAGCAACUUGACACCACUGGGCUUGGGAGCCCGGGGAGAAAAAUACAUCACUAAUGGCCAGUUUUCCACAUGGUCUUCACGGGUAAAGAAGGUUUGCAAAAAGAAGAAAAAAAAACUUGCACAGAUCAAGCCUCAAAAAUACCUCUCCAGUUUAAAGAAGGAACUAAGUGAGAAGGUGACUGAGGGAGAAGUGUGAUUUCAAGCAUUGCAGAUGGGAGCAUGCAGUGCUUUUUGCACUUUAUUUUUCAGUGGGUCUGGUGAUUUGGACAGAGGUGAAAAUUCUGGACUGAAGAGUGGCUCUUACUGUGUGGUUAUGACUGGAGGAAAGCCAGUUAGGGUAUGAUGGGACAAGUUUGAACAGUGAACUGAUUCCUUUGCCUUUUUUCAGUUAACUGUAUUCCAGAAAUUUUAAUUUAUUACUUCCCUUUUCCUUUCCUAUACCUAUAGGAUAAUACCUUCAGGUAGCAGUUGAAACUGAUAAUUACAAAAUAAUUAUCAAGGAGCAUCAGAGUAAAGCUUCUUUCCUUGGACUGUACACGUGGCGUUUGGAGACGGUCUCUGGAGGUGAUCAGGAAAGUGCCCAUCAGCCGAACGUGGUCACUCCAUAGGGAGACAGUGGGGAAGAAGCUGACUCUCACCUGUGUUUCCGUUUUAAGGGAUUCUCUUCUGUGUUGAGUCCAGGAAUCUUUGUAUAUAAGAGGAAGGCUACUUGAUGGACUUAAUUCUGAGAUUAGUUUUUUUCCUUCAAGAUGGAAAAGUAUGUAAUCUUUACGAGCGGAAAGGGGAGAAGUGACUAGGGUAGGAAGGAAGGAGACACAGCCUGCAGCCCAGCUUGGCUCCCGUUUGCCAGCAGGAGUAUUUAGGAUUCGCUGGGGGCCCACACUUGGACUCCCUCCCGCGAGAGCUUUAGAGCCUUCUGGCUCUGCUGAGGGAAGGGGCUUUCUCGCCCGUCUCUAUGGCACCGAGGGGUGCGUCAGCCUGCAGAGGGGCCCUCCCCGGGGACACAGCCACCUGCUGGGAAGCCGGGCUGGGCUCUGAAGUUGGAGGUUUCUGGUUCUGAACGGUGGGGAAAGAGUCCUUUUUUCUCCUAAAAUUUGGACUGCUGUCUGCACAAACUCUGGUCUGUUUUGCACGGUUUGUGUGCCUUUUUUUCCCUUUAUGCAAUCUUUUUCAGCUUUAGCAGCAGAGAUUUGUCUAGUUGAGAAAACAAGCCAGAGGGUGGCUUCAGAAGGGAGAUGAUCCCCAUGUGUUCUGUCUCUGCGUCUGAGCUUUUGAAGAGAAGAUUCCAGCUCGAGGGAUUCUUAAAGCCUUAAGUUACUUGAAAUCUAUGUAUUUGCAGCCCUUUGUCUCUGGAAUCACAUUACACUAAACUGGAAUCUCAGGCUGAAUAAGAAGAACCAAGUUGAGUGAAAAGAAGAACACUCAGUUUCUUUAUCACCACUUGUUAACGAUGCUCUUUCUCCAAAGGGUCAGCCCCCUCUUCCUCUGAGGACUUGAAAAUAAAAAUGGACCCCACGUUGUUUUUAAGCAUUACCUUUUCUUAGCAGACUGCCGUCAUCUUUUAUAGAGGAAUUUUUUCACUAUGCAUUUGGUGGAUCUUUAUAAAAUACUGACCUUCUAAUUAGAACCGGGUCAGUCUUAAAAGGGGGUCAGGGAAAACAGCGCAAGCCAACCACAAAAAUAACAUUGAUCUGUCAGUGAAAGCAAUUUUUCGGCAUUCAGCAUUACUUUUUAAGUAAAACGGUUCUUCAGAAAAAAGUAUGUAUGCAGCGGUGGAGCACGGGCCUGUCCUGUGCAGCGACUCCAACAUCCUCUGCCUGUCCUGGAAGGGCCGCGUGCCCAAGAGUGAGAAGGAGAAGCCCGUGUGCAGGAGGCGCUACUACGAGGAGGGCUGGCUGGCCACGGGCAACGGGCGCGGCGUUGUUGGCGUGACCUUCACCUCCAGCCACUGCCGCCGGGACAGGAACACUCCGCAGAGAAUCAACUUCAACCUUCGGGGCCACAAUAGCGAGGUCGUGUUGGUGAGGUGGAACGAGCCGUACCAGAAGCUGGCCACGUGCGACGCGGACGGCGGGAUAUUCGUGUGGAUCCAGUACGAAGGGCGGUGGUCUGUGGAGCUGGUCAACGACCGCGGGGCCCAGGUGAGUGAUUUCACGUGGAGCCACGAUGGGACUCAAGCACUUAUUUCGUAUCGAGAUGGGUUUGUCCUGGUUGGUUCUGUCAGUGGACAAAGACACUGGUCAUCUGAGAUCAACUUGGAAAGUCAAAUCACAUGUGGCAUAUGGACGCCCGAUGACCAACAGGUGCUGUUUGGCACGGCGGACGGGCAGGUGAUCGUCAUGGACUGCCACGGCAGGAUGCUGGCCCACGUCCUCCUGCACGAGUCAGACGGCAUCCUCAGCAUGUCUUGGAACUACCCCGCCUUCCUGGUGGAGGACAGCAGCGAGAGUGACACCGACUCCGAUGACUACUCCCCGCCCCAAGAUGGUCCAGCGGCGUAUCCCAUCCCAGUGCAGAACAUCAAGCCGCUGCUCACCGUCAGCUUCACCUCAGGAGACAUCAGCUUGAUGAACAACUAUGACGACUUGUCUCCUACUGUCAUCCAGUCGGGGCUGAAAGAGGUGGUGGUCCAGUGGUGCACGCAGGGAGACCUCCUGGCAGUCGCUGGUAUGGAACGCCCGACCCAGCUCGGUGACCUUCCCAAUGGCCCUCUUCUGAAGAGUGCCAUGGUCAAGUUCUACAAUGUUCGUGGGGAGCACAUCUUUACACUGGACACGCUUGUGCAACGCCCCAUCAUCUCCAUCUGCUGGGGACACCGGGACUCUCGGCUGCUGAUGGCGUCAGGACCGGCCCUGUACGUGGUACGUGUGGAGCACCGGGUGUCCAGCCUGCAGCUGCUGUGCCAGCAGGCCAUUGCCAGCACCCUGAGAGAGGACAAGGACGUCAGCAAGCUGACCCUGCCCCCCCGCCUUUGCUCCUACCUCUCCACUGCCUUCAUCCCCACCAUCAAGCCCCCAAUUCCAGACCCCAGCAACAUGCGAGACUUCGUCAGCUACCCGUCGACUGGCAGCGAGCGUCUGCACUGCACCAUGAAGCGCACAGAGGACGACCCCGAGGUGGGCGGCCCCUGCUACACGCUCUACCUGGAGCACCUGGGCGGGCUCGUGCCCAUCCUCAAGGGGCGGCGCAUCAGCAAGUUGCGGCCCGAGUUCGUCAUCAUGGACCCGCGGACAGAUGGCAGAUCAGAUGAAGUCUAUGGACACAGCUUGGUUUCCACGAUGAUUGACAGCUGCAACUGCUCAGACUCCAGUGACAUUGAACUGAGCGACGACUGGGCUGCUAGGAAGUCCCCCCAGACCUCCCGGGCCAGCAAGUCACCGAAGCCCCCAAGGAUCAACAUUGAGGCUCGCAAGUCCCCCAAGCUCUCGCGUGCUGCUCAGGAGAUAUCCCGGUCUCCUCGCCUGCCCAUGCGCAAACCGUCCAUCGGCUCACCCAGCCUGACGCGAAGGGAGUUUCCCUUUGAAGACAUCACUCAGCACAACUAUCUUGCUCAGGUCACGUCUAAUAUCUGGGGAACCAAAUUUAAGAUUGUGGGCUUGGCUGCUUUCCUGCCGACCAACCUCGGUGCAGUAAUCUAUAAAACCAGCCUCCUGCAUCUCCAGCCGCGGCAGAUGACCAUCUAUCUCCCGGAGGUUCGGAAGAUUUCCAUGGACUUUGUUAAUUUACCUGUCUUCAACCCAAAUGUUUUCAGUGAAGAUGAAGAUGAUUUACCAGUGACAGGAGCAUCUGGUGUGCCCGAGAACAACCCACCUUGCACCGUGAACAUCCCCAUCGCCCCCAUCCACAGCUCGGCUCAAGCGAUGUCCCCCACGCAGAGCAUCGGGCUGGUGCAGUCCCUGCUGGCCAACCAGAAUGUGCAGCUGGACGUCCUGACCAAUCAGACCACAGCCGUGGGCGCAGCCGAGCACGCAAGCGACAGCGCCGCCCAGUACCCCGUGGCCAGCCGCUACUCCAGCCCUGGCCAGGUGAUCUUCGGGGGCGUGGAGAUGAGCCGCGUCAUCCCCAACCCCCCUCAGCUGUCCCUGCCGCCGCCAGCACAGGGGGGCAUCCAGCUGUCCGUGCUGGACCACGGGGACCGAGACCACGAGCACCUGCAGAAGCCAGCCAAGGCCCUGCGGCCGGUGUCACAGUUGGCCACCGAGGGGGACGCGGUGGUGUUCAGCGCCCCCCAGGAGGUCCAGGUCGCCAAGAUGAACCCCCCACCCCCCUACCCGGGAACCAUCCCCGCGGCCCCCACCACCGCGGCGCCGCCGCCCCCGCCGCCGCCCCCGCUGCCCCCGCUGGACACGUGCCUGAAGAAGGGCGACUUCUCGCCCUACCCCACGGUGGCACACUACCAGCCGCCCCUGGGCUACGAGAGGAUCACCACCUUCGACAGCAGCGGCAACGUGGAGGAGGUGUGCCGGCCCCGGACGCGCAUGCUCUGCUCCCAGAACACCUACGCGCUCCCGGGCCCCGGCAGCUCGGCCACGCUGAGGCUCACCGCCACCGAGAAGAAGGUCCCGCAGCCCUGCACCAGCGCCACCCUGAACCGCCUGACGGUCCCGCGCUACUCCAUCCCCCCGGGGGACCCGCCCCCCUACCCCGACCUCGCCGGCCCGCUGGGCCCUCCCGGCCCCGGCCGCGGCGCGGGCCAGAGACCCGACGGCGGCCUCAUCCACGCCACGCUGCGCAGGAACAACCGCGAGGCGGCGCUCAAGGCGGCGCCGCUGGCAGAGCCCCCGCGGCCGCCGCCGCACCCGCCCAGGCCCAAGGGCGCGGCACAGUUCCCGGCGCGGCCCCCGCCCGCCCUGUACACCUGCAGCCAGUGCAGCGGCGCGGGCGCGGUGGGGAGGCCGGAGCCGGGCGCGGGGGCGCAGCCGGGCGCCGGCCUGGCGCACGCGGCCAGCACCUCCCCGCUGACCUCCCAGUCGUCCUACAGCCUCCUGAGCGCGGGCGACGGCGCCCGCGAGCGCGCCGACUACGUCAACUCGGCCUUCACCGAGGACGAGGCGCUGGCCCAGCACUGUCAGGCCGAGAAGCCGCUGCGGCACCCCGCGCUGAGCGAAGCCGCCGUGCCCGUGAAGCGGCCGCCCCCCUACCAGUGGGAGCCCGUGCUGGGGGAGGAUGUUUGGGUUCCUCAGGAAAGGACGGCGCAGACCGCGGUGCCCAACCCCCUGAAGCUGCCCCCUCUGAUGGUAGGUCAGAGCCAGCACCUGGAUGUGUCCCGAGUGCCCUUCGUCUCCCCCAAGCCUCCCGCCAGCCCUACUGCCACUUUCCAGACAGGCUAUGGCAUGGGAGUGCCCUAUCCGGGAGGCUAUAACACCUCCCCUUUGGCGGGGGUGCAGGCUCCCUGCUCCCCGAAAGACGCUCUGGCCCCAGCACAGUUUGCACAACAGGAGUCCGCGGUGGUUCUCCAAACGGCCUACCUGCCCGGCCUCUCCUACUGCACCCUGCCCCCCAUGUAUCCGGGAAGCAGCGCCUGCUCGAGUUUACAGCUGCCACCCAUCGCCUUGCACCCCUGGAAUUCCUACAGCGCGUGCCCGCCCGUGCAGAAUCCCCAGGGCGCUCUGCCCCCGAAGGCGCACUUGGUGGUGGAGAAGCCCCUCGUGUCCCCGCCGCCCACGGACCUCCAAAGCCACCUGGGUACAGAGGUGAUGGUAGAGACCGCAGACAACUUCCAGGAAGUGCUCUCCCUGACAGAGAGCCCAGUCCCCCAGCGGACGGAGAAGUUCGGAAAGAAGAACCGGAAGCGGCUGGACAGCCGGGCCGAGGAGGGGAAUGUUCAGGCCAUCACUGAGGGCAAAGUGAAGAAGGAGGCUCGGACUUUGAGUGAUUUUAAUUCCCUGAUCUCCAGCCCCCGCCUGGGGAGAGAGAAGAAGAAAGUGAAGAGUCAGAAAGACCAGCUGAAGUCGAAGAAGUUGAAUAAGACAAAUGAGUUCCAGGACAGUUCGGAGAGCGAGCCGGAGCUGUUCAUCAGCGGGGACGAGCUGAUGAACCAGAGCCAGGGCAGCAAGAAGGGCUGGAAGAGCAAGAGGAGCCUGAGGGCGGCCAGCGAGCUGGAGGAGUUCAAGUGCAGGAAAGCCAGCGAGAAAGAGGACGGGCGGCUGGGCAGCCAGGGCUUCGUGUACGUCAUGGCCAACAAGCAGCCUCUCUGGAACGAGGCCACCCAGGUGUACCAGCUGGACUUCGGGGGGCGGGUGACCCAGGAGUCGGCGAAGAACUUCCAGAUCGAGCUGGAGGGGCGGCAGGUGAUGCAGUUUGGAAGGAUUGACGGCAACGCAUACAUCCUGGACUUCCAGUACCCCUUCUCCGCUGUGCAGGCCUUUGCAGUCGCCCUGGCCAACGUGACCCAGCGCCUCAAAUGAAGAGACUGGUGUGGGGAGGAGAAAGCGGUCUGAUCGCAGACGCUGGAGGAGCCUGCACGGCCUGGUGCCCGGGGGACCAGAAGACAAGGGCAAAACUGGAAACGUCUGUCAGGCCCAGGGGAGGGCACUGACCUUUCGUUGUUGUUUGUUUGGGUUUUUAUUAUCCUUUAUUGUCUUUUUUUCUUCUCUUAUUUUUUUAAACAAAAGUAAAAUACAGGAGAGCAGUGUUUGCAAGCAAAGGGUGCAAGGCACCUACCUGGUGGUGUUUAGGAGGCGUGUUCGCUGUGGGAAUGUCCUACUGGGUUUGCUUAUGUCGGCGACGGGACAAGGGGCCCUUCAGAAGGAAGGUUAGACUGCCUUCUCGCCGGCUGUUCUUCUACACUAGGAGUGUGCACUGUUUUCAUUCUCCACAACAUCUAGCUUUUAUUAUUCCUCCAACAUCACUACUAAUGUAAAUAUAAAAAACUUUUUAAGAAAAACACAACCAAAAAAUCCUGAAGGUGCAGGUUCUCUUAGGGGGGGACAACAUUUAAUUCACACAUAUUAUGUUAUUCCCCCAGAGGUGACUUGAUUAAUGAGGGGUAUUUUGGCAAAUGCACUGUGUUUGACUAAUAAAAGUAGGCUUUUUACGGGGGUGCUAUUACCAGGUAUAAAUACGGUUUGCUCAUGAGCUCGUAGGGAAAGGAUGACGGGCGAGGAAGGAUCUCCUGCAGGUGUUCACGCGGGUGGCUCACUUCGUGUGACCUGAAGCAGUACAAGGGCCACGCUCCUCUUCAGAGGGGGUUUACACUGAAGCCUCCACUAGUUUCCUAAUAUGUCAGAAUUCCGUUGGUUCAGUGAUCAUUCAGUCUGAUUGACUUCAGGAGAAAGAUCCCCGAGUAGUGUGGUGUGGGGCAGCAAUUUUCUGGGCUGCGAUGGUGGCUCGUUAGAGACCUGCUGCUGAGAAGUGGGCUUCACUCCCUCUCCCCUCUCGUUGAACCUGGGAACCGUGCCAGAGACGGUGUCUUCCCCAUUAGGUAGCACUGUUCUAUACUUGCUCUUUCUAAAAAUGCUGACAACACUGAUUUGAAAGCACUCCUUUCCUCUUUUGGGCUGUAUUAAAAUUCAGUUGGCUAGAGAUGUUUUCCAACAGAUUAGAAAUGUAGCAAAAGAAAUGUUAGGCAUUUGCCAGGGUAUGAAAAGAUAAGAGUUAUAAUCAACUCUUUGGACAAGAGCCCCACAAGCUUUUCUAGAAAAAAAAAAAAAAAAGUUUAUUAACUGUACAGACUGUUUACUGAGGAGAUAAACCACUGGGAGAACGUGGUUAAAGUUACAGUACUUAAUGUAGUUGGUUGACUGUUCUUUGUUAAUUUCAACAACAACAACAACAAAUCCAGAGAUUAUCUUUUCCCACCUCCCCCUCCUCGGGGGGCAAUAUUCAGCCCUGAUAACAAGACCCAGUUCAUAGUUUUCAGUUACUGAUAUCUGUGAUGUUGUUUAGGGCAGGAACACAAGAACUGUCUACCAGUUUAGAGUCCUAAAUUUGGAUUUUGUUUGAAAACAAACAGGUGGAAGAUACUGCAGAAACGUAUUUUCCAAAAAAAAAAAAAAUUUGUUUUUAAUCUUCUGUUUUAGUUUAAAAAUUAGAAAAGAAACAGGCCCAAUGCAAGAUGGCAUCACUUACCAUUUUCUUCAGACCCAGAAGAAACACAGGUGAGGUUUCAAAUAUGGUGAAGGACAUCUCCCAGCUAAUACCAGAGCUUCCCAUUUUAUAUUUUAAAAUAUUGAACCGGAUGCUUUGGUGGGUAAAUUUUUCCAGAAAAAACUUAGCAAUGUAUUCAGAAUUAUAUAGUUCUUUUAUAUGAGUUUCUGUAGCUUAACAUGAUGUUUCAAUGCUUAUUAUCAGCUGUGCAAUAAUGGUUAUAGCCUAUUUCUAAAUAAUUUAAAUGCAGUUCCCCUGUUUUAUUGUCCAAAAGUUAAUUAUUUAUCUUGCUUUCAUAGUGUUCGUAGGAAUUAUUUUGUUACUAUGUUCUGGUGAGUUAUGCCCACUUUAUUAUUUAUUUAGAAAAAUAGUAUGUUUGUAACGACUUAUUUGGUGGCAGUAUAUUUUGCUGCAAGAAAUAAAAAGGACGUGAUAGAAGGUUUUUUUUACUGGACAAUUUGUAACUUUUCCUAAUUGGGAAAAAUUGCUAUUAAUCCUUUAAAAGCAAUUCUUUUUUUUUUUCAUUUUGUGGUAUCAGUUAUAUAAAAGGAGAAGAUUUCUUUGAGAUAACGUAUCCUAAAAUAUUAUUUCCCCUUCUGUUGAAAACUUUAUUUUUAAUGAAAAUAAAAGGUGAAAUGAAAUGAGAUUUAAGAGAAUGAGAGCAGCACAAAAAAGGAAUUGUAGUAAGUUUCAGUUCUUCAAGUUCUGACUGGUUUUUGAGAUGUAAAGACCACAUUUUAGAACUUUUCUUAAUAAGAGCAAAAUACAGAGGGAAAUCCUUGGAAUGAAGACUACAGAUGUGUGUGUGAAGAGAAAGUGAGUAUGUGUCACAAAUAAUUAACUUACUAAAUUCUUAGCUCACUCCCCAAAGGACCUUUUCCCCACCUGGGGACAAAGGCCUCCGUCUCGGAUCCGCCUCUGGAUGAGCGGCGGUCGCUCAGCUCUGCGGCCCCGGCCGUAGUCCCCAGUGCAGUCAGACAGACAGGCGUCUGCAGCCGUGGCGACGCGUGGCGUUUCACUUAAUGGUGACGUUUUCACUUACUUUUGAAAAUUGCUUCCAUUCGGUCAGUCUCAAUUUAUUAAAUGUUACCAAAGUCAGUACUUUAAGCAACAGAAUUCUACAUAUUUAGUGUUCGUUAAUAGCAACUCAUGAAUAUUAAGAUACCUCAGUGAAUCUCUAAAAACAUUAGCCCAGUAAAUAGCCAACCACAUACAGAAUCCACGCCUUUUUGAGGGGAGCGGUAUGUUAACAAACAUGAGAACCAGUUUUAAAUUUGGUUUUACCUCAUCCAACCAAAGGCACAGCUUUGAGUAUAGCAUACCCAUUGAAUGUAUGCAUAUCCUAAGAAAGACCGGUACCAAGAAAGCAGGAAAAUGUCAGAGCUCUCAUGGCGGGAUAGGUCAGAGGGUUUGCGGUGUUUUCAUCCACGGCUGUUGCUUCCUCAUCGAGUGCCCCACGAGGGCACGCGAAGACGUGUAAUCAUAGACGAAAGUCUGGAGACCCCGGGAUCAAGCCGGCUCUGCCACAAAGCUGGAGGGUGACCGUGGGCCUCCAUUUGUCUGUCUGUAAAAGAAAGGACGGCCUGGACAAUUUUCUAAACUCCUGUCGACCAGCUCGAAUGGCUUGAGGGCCCGAAAUGUAACAGUUUCAUCAAUUCCAUUUUACAGACUUGGAAGGAAGGUUUCAAAACAUUGCCCAUUGUAGAGAAAAAAAAUUUUUUUUCCUGUAUUAAUGAGCUACCUACUGAAUGUAAACCAGUGGCAUUUAAAAUAAUAUCUUUGGAAGGUUCACCUCUAGAAACGAAUGCAUUUGGAAUCAUGUUUGUUCUCGUAAAAUUAUACAAAAGCACCGAUUCCAGGUAAGACAGAGACGCCUCUCCAGGAGUGUGCCCUGCUUGGUGGACACCCCAGAGAACAGCCCUAAAGUAAGUCACCACUUUGCCCUGAAGAGUGAGUUGAGAAAAGAACAAAGGAGUAUAUGCGUGGGCGGCUUGAGUUCUUGAAUGUGCUGUGCAGUGUUGCACGAGCUUUGUGUUCAGAAGGUUUUUUCGAGAAGGAACCCGUUGUGUCCCCAUGUGGGCCAUCUAUCGUUUGGCCAAGUCAGUGGUUGUGAGCAAAGUUAGCGGAAACAAAAUGUGUCCAAAUGUUGUUUGAGUUCCUGGAAUUUUGUCACAGCACACAACUCAAAACUCUUCACCUUUUGUGUAUUUCCUUGUCUCUGGCUGAUGGAGCUCUGAAGGGUUGUGGUUUUCAUUUCUUUGGCUUUGUGCAAUUUUCUUGUAACUUUACUUGUACCUCUAUUUUCUGUUUAUAUGUUCUUUUAAAGGGAGGGGGAGGGUUGUAAGAUCUCGUUGUUUAUAGUAGAUAAAAUUUUUUUCGUGUUGUAGAAAAGCAUGGGUUAUGCGUUUGACUGAAAAAGGCACUGUAUUAUUUACCAAAGGGGUAUUGUUUUUGCAUUUGUUUAUAAAUGCAUUAUUUUGGUACUCUAAAUUUGGAUAUAAUUUCUGAGUUUAUUACUACUGGCAUUUUCGUCUUCCUUUCUUUCCCCCACCCCCCAACUGUAAGUGUGUGAUGCAGGUGCACAGGUCCCAGACCAAACCAGACCACCAGCAUGUUCUUGUCCCCGCCUUGGGAGUGGCGCGCUGCCGUGUGUGCCUGAUCCCUCUCACGUUGGUUUGUUUGUUUUUUAACUCAGCAUCCUGCUUUGUUGUACUUUCCAAGCAAGAUCUGUUGAGAUUUCUGAUUUGCAUUCUAAUGAGCUCACCCUUAUUUCCUCUCUUCUUAUGUAUGUUGUGUAUUAGAUUGUGCAGGAGGUAUUCUAGAAGGCAUUAAUGGUUUGCAUUCAGAAUGGCGUGGUUUGUCCAAAGUAUUUUCUGUCUUUAUUACUGAGAUGGAUUAAUCUCCUUAUUUUUUCCUGAUGAUUUGAAGUUGUAAGAAUUGUCAGCUAUUGCUUAAUAAAA